AUGAACGGCUUGAUUGAAAAUACUCGCAAUGGAGCUUUGCAACGAAAUCUUCUUCGUAAAAUGCUGCAAUCAAAGGUCUUCAAAUUCGGCGAGUUUCAAUUGAAAUCUGGCCAGAUUUCUCCAAUUUAUAUCGAUUUGAGAGAAUGUUUUGGAUAUCCAGAUUUAUUGGUGAGUUAGAUGAAUAUUUUAUAAGAAGAACAAUUAACAAUGAUAAAUAUUUUAGAUGCUGAUCUCUGAAGCAUUGUCGAAACUGAUUGAUUCAAGUUCUGUUGAAUAUAGUGGAGUUGUUGGUGUUCCAUAUGCAGCUCUUCCGUAUGCUUCUGUUGCUGCUGGACAAUUUCUGAAGAAACCACUUUUGAUAACUCGAAAAGAAGCAAAAUCAUAUGGAACCAAAAAAUUAAUCGAAGGAUUAUAUAAACAAGGAGAUCAAGUGAUUCUCAUCGAAGAUGUGGUUACAACUGGUGGAAGUAUUCUUGAUGUUGUUCGUGUUUUGAAAGACGAAGGACUUGUUGCCAAAGAUGUUUAUUGCAUUCUUGAUCGAGAACAAGGAGGUCGUGAAAAACUUCAAGAAGCCGGUGUAACUCUUCACAGUCUUCUGAAUAUGGAGAGUGUUUUAACAUUUUUAUUAUCAACCGGAAGUAUUGAUGAAAAUCAAUGGAAUGGAAUUGUAAACGCUUUGAAUUUGAAAUAUAGCCAGCCAGUAAGAUUGAAUAUUUCUGGAGAAAUUGAGGAUUUGAAUAAGUUGCCAUAUGUUGAUGCCGGAAGAACAAGUUUGAAAGAUAAAGAAAAUCUCACUGAAUCACCGCUCAAUAAGAAAAUUCUUUCGAUUAUGAGAAAGAAGAAAUCGAAUUUGUGUUUGGCAAUUGAUUAUACAACAUCAGAACAAGUUUUGCAAGUGAGUUAUCUACAGGAAUUAAUUAAUUUUUCAAUUAAAAAAUUCACAAUUAUAGCUCGCCGAACGUGCUGGUCCAUUUGUAAUUGCAAUCAAAGUUCAUGCGGAUGCAAUCACUGAUUUCAACGAAGAUUUCACACAAAAAUUGACAACUCUUGCCAAUGAUAUGGAUUUUGUUAUUUUCGAAGAUCGCAAAUUCGCUGAUACUGGAAAUACAACUCAAUUACAAUUGAGAGGAAUUCAAAAAAUCGCUAGCUGGGCUGAUGUUGUCACAGCUCACGCUAUUCAGGGAAAUGAUAGUAUUUCGGGAGUUUUCAGAGAGGUAUUCAGAAAAAGGUUUAAAAAAUUUUUGAAUUUAAAUAUUGCAGUUCAUUGCUGAUCCAGCUUAUCGUCUCUCUGGUGUUUUAUUGAUUGCUCAACUUAGCACAAAAGGUUCCUUGACCGCAUUGAAUGGAUAUACUGAAGGUAAAUCAAUAUUGAAUUCAGAAAAUAAAUGAAAUUUGAAAAAAAAAAUUGUAGAAGUCGCUCAAAUUGCCAACGAAAAUCGUGAUGUUAUUUCUGGUUUCAUCGCUCAAACACGUGUCUCGAACUUUUCGGAUCUUUUGAACUGGACUCCUGGUGUAAAUCUUGAUGUCAAAUCCGAUUCAGCUGGACAACAAUGGCGUGGAGUUGAUGAAGCAAUCGAUAUUCAACAAAAUGAUAUUGUAAUUGUUGGUCGAGGAGUGACAUCUUCAAAUGAACCAGUUCAACAACUCAAAAGAUAUCGACAAACUGCUUGGGAUGCUCUUGUCAAAAAUGAACCUGCCGAUAAUUAG
This is a messenger RNA of Caenorhabditis angaria, 1707 nucleotides long. Lineage: Eukaryota; Metazoa; Nematoda; Chromadorea; Rhabditida; Rhabditidae. The record is from the annotation of a GenBank genome assembly.